CUGACCCUCGCCGGCCCGGCCCAGGCCCGCAGCCCAGUCUCGGUACCUGCGCCACGUCAGGCGCCGGCGGCGGCGGAGCGCCUGGGACCGCGGGGCUGAAGCGGAGCGCCAUGGCCGACUGGGCUCGGGCUCAGAGCCCCGGAGCUGUGGAGGAGCUUCUGGACCGGGAGAACAAGCGCAUGGCCGACAGCCUGGCCUCCAAAGUCAGCAGGCUCAAAUCGCUGGCCCUGGACAUCGAUAAGGAUGCGGAAGACCAGAACCGGUACCUGGAUGGCAUGGGCAAGGACGUGAGCCGGCAGGAGCCAGGAGCAGCUGGUGUCUUCCCCGCUGGGCACACAGGGCUCCGGAGGAUGCGCCUGCAAAAUCCUUGGAAAUCGUGCUCGUGGGUCAGGAGUCUUCUUGCAGUGUGGCGGCUGCCUGUGCCGCCUCUCCUCAGGAGCUCCUGUGGGUGUGGCCGUGUGUGGAAGAGACCUUUCACCUGGGGAGACCGAGGCCCGACUGCCACCCCUGCCCUCGGGGCCGCGGCUUGUCAGGAGGAGACGGGUCUGGGCAGAGCAGCUCCUCCAGCCCUUGGGGUUCUGGCAGGUGAAGGCGUCUCUGUCCUGGACCUGCCCAGUGAGGCCUGGCACCUGAGCCUGCAGCAGGCAGGGCCGGGGGCUGCGGUCUGGCCCACGGCGAGCCGUUUCCUCCCUUGGAGGUCCUCCGCCUGGCCAGGCUGCUGGGGUCGGGUGCCAGUGUGUGCUAGGAGUCCUGUGGGUGAAGCCGGACCUUUGGGGAGGGCUGGGGGUGCCCAGGACCCCUCCCCGUCCUGCAGCCAAGCGUCUGGGAGCAGAAACCCAGGUUCUCGGGCUCAGGACCUGCCCGGAAGAUGGGUUUCCAGAACAGACCUGGAGGCUGGCACGUCUGGCGCUGCCGAGUCAGGCGGAGUGUGUGUGUUUUGUCGGGGGGAGGUCCCUGAAAGGACUUUCAUCGGAUCUGUUGGCAGUUGCCUCACAGUUUGCUGCUCCGCCGAGCCUGGUCUUCCUCCUAUAGCCACUCUCACUCUCUGGGCCCCCCUGCUUGCCUUUUUUAAAAAAGGAUUUCUCUGAGAGGCAGAGUGUGAGAGAGAAAGAUUGUUCGUCUGCUGAUUCACCCCUCAAACGGCUGCCGUGGCUGGAGCUGGGCCGGCCCAAAACCAUAGCCUGGAACGCCGUCCGGGUCUCCCGUUGUGAGCCAGGAGUCCAGGCACUUGGGCCGGCCUCUGCUGCCCUCCCAGGUGUGGCAGUGGGGGGCUGGAUUGGAAGUAAAGCUGCCUGGGCUUGAACCACCACUCGUAUGGGUGCCACCAUCGCAGGCGUGGCUUAACCACUGUGCCACAGUGCCCACCCCGCUUCUCGCCCCCAGCCUCUGGAGGCUGUCCCGGCCCUCAUUGCCUGCUUGGCCAGCCCCAUGUUCACACAGACAGCCACAGGCCAGCAGAGCCAGUGACUUCUUCCUGCCCCACGUGGAGCCUCCCAGCACCCUUGUCAUUGCCUAACUGUGCCUUCAAGGAAGGGACCAUGUGGCUCUGUGCCCUCUUCUGUCCUGAUUCUCUGCUUCCUGGUGGCUCCUCUCACCUAAGGAUCGUUGGCUGACCGUCCACCCACCUGGGCCACACUGUGUCCUGUCUGUCCAGAACUUCCUCCUCUGAGGCCUGCUGAUCGCGCUAUUGCCUGGGCACCCACCCCUUCCUCCAUACAGUCACUGCGGCCCCCUAAUCUCACCUGGCCUCCUGUUGCAGCUGCCUGAGCCCUGAAGCUUCCUGGAGGAGGGAGGUUUGUACCCUGACCUCCUUCCACAAACAACCAGGUCUGAGCCCCACUGCCACCCUCUGGGCUUGAUGUUCCCUGGAACCCCCUGGGCUGGGCUGAGCUGGGCUUGCUUCUGCCUGGUCCGUGGUUGUCCCUUUGCAGGCUCACGUCACUGUCACUUCCCAGGGUCCUGUGCACCACCGCAGCUUCGGCUUAGCCUUUGGAACCUGUGCCCUACGCCACGUGCCCACUUGUGCUUCCUGAAGUCACUGGGGGACAAAGCAGACCCCGGGGAGCUCCUGCCCAGCAGGCACCACUCAGCUGUUGCCAAUGCCCACUGGGAUUCUGGGUUUGUGCUUCCGCGACUCCCACCCCGAGAAGCACUAACGCCCCUCUCCUCAGGUCUCUGUCUGCCUCCCCGCUGCUCACUGUGGGCUCCUGGCAGCCCUUCUGGCUGUGCUGGGGCCUGGGUUGUAGCUCCUGUCUCGUUUGUCAUUGUCCUUACAUCAGAAUGGGCCCCAUGGAGGGAUGGCAGCCCCACCAUGACUGCCAGACCACUGUCCUGAGGGACCCCGUACCCAGCUCUGUGGAUAAGGGUUUUACUGACUUCAACCUCUGGUGCCAGCAAGCCAAAAAAGACCUUGGGGUCUCCCAUCCAGGUGAGGACAGAGUGCCAGGCUCUGUGCCACCAAGAACAAGGCGUCUCAGCUCUGGAGAUGCAAAAUAAACAUCGCAGCAUCAGAAGUAAA
Molecule: messenger RNA, 2518 nt
Organism: Lepus europaeus (European hare)
Lineage: Eukaryota; Metazoa; Chordata; Mammalia; Lagomorpha; Leporidae
Gene: BET1L
Product: Bet1 golgi vesicular membrane trafficking protein like
Exons: 4
Coding region: 111-1088 (325 amino acids)
Biological process (GO): retrograde transport, endosome to Golgi; regulation of retrograde vesicle-mediated transport, Golgi to ER
Cellular component (GO): Golgi trans cisterna; SNARE complex
Molecular function (GO): SNAP receptor activity
Source: RefSeq, a predicted model, not a curated record